Molecule: messenger RNA, 750 nt
Organism: Spizellomyces punctatus DAOM BR117
Lineage: Eukaryota; Fungi; Chytridiomycota; Chytridiomycetes; Spizellomycetales; Spizellomycetaceae
Exons: 5
Coding region: 4-531 (175 amino acids)
Source: RefSeq, a predicted model, not a curated record
GCCAUGGCAUUUGCAGGGUCACCGUUUGAAGCUGAAAUCGUUAAUGAUCGAAUCGAAGGAAAGGGCAGAUACAUUUUCCCAGAUGGGAAUAUCUAUGUAGGAGAUUUCAAGGAUGGUCAGUUUCACGGGUCAGGCACAGUUCAUUUCAAAGAUGGCGGGAAAUACGAAGCUCAAUGGAAGAACGGUGUGGCAUUGAGCGGGACCUAUACCUUUAAGGACGGACUAGAAUACGCUCCAGAAGAUUGGUCUUACUGUACUGAAGCCGAUCGCCGCUUUUAUUCGGAGCGCAUCAACGGAUUCCGACCUGGCACCCCGCAGCUCACAAAUGACCCAUCAGGCCCGCAUUCCAUCCCGCUGAAUACCUUUGACGUUGGAGAAGGCUAUUUUGAUCCAAAGGAUGGUGUCAUUUAUGAUUACGAGGGAGUGCCGCUCCGCGUCGCAGACGAGGAGGAAAAGGAGUGGAUUACUAGGCAUUGUCGGGUAGGCGGCAGAACCAAGAUCCACACUGGUAUUUGGAUGGAUGCAAUUUAAAAAAGCUGAAAAAGUCAGGAGAAAAAGUAUAAUAGUCGACAGAGAAAAAAGUUUUGAACAUGCCCACAAGUGAUAAUUAGUUUAGGCCACAUGAACACCGAAACGCAUAAGAAAGAAAUGACAGUUGACGGAUAUAUCUAUGAUUGCCCAACUCCACUCUUUCAAAGAAGGCUUUCACACUAUGCUUACAAUGCAAAAUAAAAACGAUAUGACUGGCAA